AUGAAUAUCAUGGACUCAGACAAGAGUCGCAUUAUGUUCGGACGCCUUCCUUUUGCGUGGCAAACCUUGCUGGGGGCGAGAACUGUUAGCGCCGUUGCUCUCGACACCCGAUCAUGUUCACGGUCGCAAAGAACCAAUCUUCCUGGUCGAUGUGAAAACUAUUCAAUUUCCUCAUUCCUGAGGUCCUACGCCGAGGGUUCCUCCACGAUUUAUCCGCAAUAUGAGUGGCGUAACAUUCGGGUAAUUAGAGUCCUAAAUAUCGCCUGCGGUCUAGCUAUUCUAUCGACAAACUCCAUCGAAAAGACCAGCAGCAAGUUGGAUUGGCCUUCAGAUCGUCUCUCCAGAACAUAUCAUGGCUUGAAUCUCAGGCCCAUCUUUCAAGUCACUUGUAAACCAGUAUCCAUUGUUGCACGUGUCUUUUUCGGAUGCAGUUGUCACACCACUACUGAUCCGGUGACCGCAAACCCUUGCACAAUGUCCACCAUAGCCUCAAUGCCGGCGGAGACAUCGAGCUGCUGGGAGACUGGCAGAUGUAUUGUAUGUGGGACUCCAUCUACAGGUCGUCAUCCCACUGCUGUCGAGGUCCAAAUAUACUUCAUUGUCAGAGAUCUGGGAAGACACGUCCGCUGUUACGUUUGCCUCGCCGGUGGUAGUAAAUGCCACUCCAACCCGAAACGUGAGUGCUGGGCUGAUGCUGAGCAUUCUAGCAAUCUUGAAUGCAGAUACCGAUAUGGCAUUGUUUUCGCUGUCACGGUCGCUUAUGUGCUUUCACUUUCACUACUGCAGGUGAAUCCUACCGCUUCCGUUGAGCAUUCGGCGCUUGUAUUGAAGUUGUUGUCGCCGAGGAUGACAGUAAUGGGAUACAGCGUCCGGGUUUCGGCUGUGGAAGCCAUGGUCAGGGGAAGAGUGACUGAGAUCUUAAAAUGCGAUGCCAUAUUGGCAGUGGUCCUUGACAUAUCAACACUAAGCAUGGCGCUCGGUGCUUACGCCACGGAGGGCGAAUAG
This is a messenger RNA of Aspergillus welwitschiae, 1005 nucleotides long. RefSeq lists its product as uncharacterized. The transcript is spliced from 8 exons. NCBI's taxonomy places the organism in Eukaryota, Fungi, Ascomycota, Eurotiomycetes, Eurotiales, Aspergillaceae. The record is from RefSeq and is a predicted model, not a curated record. The coding region runs from base 1 to 1005 and encodes 334 amino acids.